Messenger RNA from Cuscuta epithymum, 872 nucleotides. The record is from the annotation of a GenBank genome assembly. NCBI's taxonomy places the organism in Eukaryota, Viridiplantae, Streptophyta, Magnoliopsida, Solanales, Convolvulaceae.
CGAGUUUCUCGAGAUUAAAGCUUAAUGAAUUUGGCAGCAUUCUUUUUUGAGGAAAAUCUAAUUCCGAAACAUUUUAAGCAUGCGGGAACAAGAGUGAAGGUAAUCAAAUGGCAGAAACCGUUAGCUCAAGGGCGGACCAUAGUAGAGAUCCAGGGACAGUGGCCUCUCCAGCAAUUUUUUUUAGUAUAUAUAUAUAUAUAUAAAUAAUUUUCACCCUUUCAAAAAAUAUAUUUUUUAAGUUAACACCCUCCCAAGAUAAACUUCUCGGGUCCGCCCCUGCUUGAGCUUAAAACUGAAUAUGAGAGAUCGAAGAGGCGAGAUGUUGUUUGCUCUGUCUUUCUCGUUGCAAGCUUCAUCAAGCGUGGAGGCUGAGCUCCUGGCAGUGGUGAUAGCUACGAUUUGGUCGAUGAAUGCUUUCAAGUGGAGUGGAAAUGGACUCCUCGAUUGCUUGAGCUACAUUAAAGAUGGUGGUUUUGGUAGAUGGUCUAAUGCGAUUAAGGAAAUGACACUCCUCUCAAAUAGGAAAGGGGUUUUGUUCAGACAGGUGUGGCGAGAGAGUAAUUGGACAGCCCGCUACUUAGCAGCUCAUAAACCGGCCCAUCUUACACCUUUCUUUGAUAUGUAUCAACUACGUGGGCCGGUCCGCAAGGCAUAUUACAUGGAUCUUUUUGGAAUCCCUUCUGUUAGUUUUUCUGUUUUUAUUGGUUACUAUCUUUGUAUUAUAUAAGUUGGGUGAGGUCUAGCCCCCCCAAUUUUUAUAUACUUUUCUAUUUCUCUUAUCUGUUGUUUUUCAAGAAGGUACACCUUCUUUAGAGAUGUCUUGACAUAGUCUCUCUUUUUGUACUUUCUUUCCAUUUUUAAUAAAAUUCCGC